This is a messenger RNA of Bombina bombina (fire-bellied toad), 1051 nucleotides long. RefSeq names its product OTU deubiquitinase, ubiquitin aldehyde binding 2 (gene OTUB2). Lineage: Eukaryota; Metazoa; Chordata; Amphibia; Anura; Bombinatoridae. Gene Ontology annotation, molecular function: cysteine-type deubiquitinase activity; ubiquitin binding. Gene Ontology annotation, cellular component: nucleus. The coding region runs from base 44 to 742 and encodes 232 amino acids. The transcript is spliced from 6 exons. The record is from RefSeq and is a predicted model, not a curated record. Gene Ontology annotation, biological process: protein K48-linked deubiquitination; negative regulation of double-strand break repair.
GCGAUGUGAGGUUGCUGGGGCGUACGGAAGUAAAGGAUCCGUCAUGAGUGACCAAUGUGAGCUAAUAUCAGAAAAGCAUGAUAUUUUGCUGUUUAUUGAAGAACACUCAAAUGAUCCAUUAUAUCAACGAAAGCUUAAGGAACUUCAGACAAGAUACCAAUAUAUAAGGAAAACAUGUGCUGAUGGAAGUUGCUUUUAUAGAGGCCUUGGCUUUGCCUAUUUAGAAUUUCUGCAUGACAAACAGGAUGAAAUUCUCAGGUUUAAAGACCUUGUAGUCCAAAGCAAGAAUGAACUCACAGAAGCUGGAUUCCUGGAACAUGAAUUUAAAGAUUACUAUGAAUCUUUUCUUAGCAUUGUAGACUCAGCAGCAAGUGACAACUCCAACCUAUUGAGAGUCUUCAAUCACAAGAGCUCCUCAGACAGUGCUGUGCAAUACUUGCGUCUUGUAGCUUCAGCAUUUGUCAGAAACCGAGCACAAUUCUUCCAGCCGUUUAUUGAAGAUAAAAUGGAUAUCAAGGAUUUCUGUGCCCAGCAAGUGGAACCAAUGGCUACAGAAUGUGACCAUAUCCAGAUUACGGCGCUAUGUCAAGCACUAGAAAUUCCUCUACAAGUAGAAUAUGUGAAUGAGAUGGACACCAAAAUAAACCAUCAUAUAUUCCCUGAAGGAGCCAGUCCUUCUACUUUUAUGCUAUAUAAACAAGCACAUUAUAACAUAUUGUAUAAAAAACAAGAGCAAGGGUAAAAGGAUCUGGACCACAAGGGGAAGAACUUGAAUCAAGAUACUGUCCCAAUUUCAAUCUUUUGGAAAACUAUAUUCAUUUCAACAUAUUGUAAUUUUGUUGUUAUAAAGGUCAUCCAAGUUAAUAAUCUUAGCUUUUUACAAAUUUAAAUUAUAUACAACCAACUGACAUUGAUGCAGACUGCAAAUAUAUAUUAAAAUAAUCACAAAAAACAUUUUGUUAAGAAUUUAUAAGGCAAUUUGACACUUGAAAGGAUAAAAUUUGCCUUUGUAAAUGUAUAUUACAAUAGAAAAUAAAAGAAAUGAAGCUGA